This is a messenger RNA of Apus apus (common swift), 813 nucleotides long. It is a transcript of the gene LHFPL3, whose product is annotated as LHFPL tetraspan subfamily member 3. The coding region runs from base 1 to 723 and encodes 240 amino acids. Gene Ontology annotation, biological process: sensory perception of sound. The transcript has 4 exons. The record is from RefSeq and is a predicted model, not a curated record. Lineage: Eukaryota; Metazoa; Chordata; Aves; Apodiformes; Apodidae. Gene Ontology annotation, cellular component: plasma membrane.
AUGCCCGGAGCGGCUGCAGGGACGGCGGCGACAGGAGCAGGCUCGGCAGGAGCGGCAGCAGCGGGGAUGCUCCCGGCUCAGGAGGCGGCCAAGAUCUACCACACCAACUACGUGCGGAACUCGCGGGCCAUCGGCGUGCUCUGGGCCAUCUUCACCAUCUGCUUUGCCAUCGUCAACGUGGUGUGCUUCAUUCAGCCCUACUGGAUCGGGGACGGCGUGGACACCCCGCAGGCAGGGUACUUCGGGCUCUUCCACUACUGCAUCGGCAACGGCUUCAGCCGAGAACUCACCUGCCAGGGCAGCUUCACGGACUUCUCCAGCCUGCCCUCGGGAGCCUUCAAAGCUGCCUCCUUCUUCAUCGGGCUCUCGAUGAUGCUCAUCAUCGCCUGCAUCGUCUGCUUCAUCCUCUUCUUCUUCUGCAACACAGCCACCGUCUACAAGAUCUGUGCCUGGAUGCAGCUGACCUCUGCUGCCUGUCUCGUCCUGGGUUGUAUGAUUUUUCCUGAUGGCUGGGAUUCAGAUGAGGUAAAAAGGAUGUGUGGUGAAAAGACAGACAAGUACACGCUGGGGGCUUGUUCAGUCCGCUGGGCUUAUAUCCUGGCAAUUAUUGGAAUCCUGGAUGCCCUGAUCCUCUCAUUUCUGGCAUUUGUGCUUGGCAACAGACAAGACAGCUUGCUAGCGGAGGAGCUCAAGUUGGAAAACAAAGAUGAUGGAAAUGCUUAAAACAAGUUAAGGUAGUAUGACACAGACUAAUUCCUACUAAGCCAAUCCUCACUAGAAUGAGCACAAAACAAAACGAUUAACAGCUUUUGU